AGGCUCCGCCCACCAUCUUUCACAUUGCAGGAGUCUUCCUCCAUUCAGUUUGACAGUUCAACUCCUCUACAAACCAACUUGAUUAAUUCGUGUGGCCUCUGUGCACAUGCGCGAUAGGAGAUCGGGAGCUGACGAUUGGCUGGCGCUGGAAGGAGCGUAGGUUGUGUCCUCUGCGUGUGAAGGUGUGUGACAGCCGUGAGCUGCUAUUGGCGGUGUCACUGAGCGCUGCUGUACGGAAUCAUACUGCCCGCCCCCAGUCGCGGGUCAUGGACGUCACACGAGUUGGCGGGGAGGCACUGGUGUGGAAGAACAUGGCGGCGCUGGGAAAGGUUGGAGAGAAGUGGCAAAGCGUUGUGAGUGAGCACCGAGUGUUCGCCGAGCUGCGACACAAAAACAAAGAUGGGGCGGCGAGCCGACAUAGUGCGGCCCAACUGAAGAACCUGAUGUGUAGUCUGGACGGGGACCUGCUGGUGUGGAACUCCGAGCACAAAUGUUUCCACAUCAUAAGUCUCAUCAGCCUGGGCGCUGACAGUCCUCCGGAGAAUGAGCAGAGAUUGCUGUGCAUUCGCAACCCACUUUUCGAAGUUAGUCAAGUCUUGUUAAGUCCUUCAAGGCGUCAUAUUGCUCUCAUUGGAACCAAAGGUUUGAUGGUUCUGGAAGUGCCUGAGCGAUGGGGAAGAAACUCUGAAUUUGAAGGAGGUGAAAAAUUUGUCAACUGCAGAACUAUACCUUUUGCAGAGCGAAUGCUUUCCAGCUCCACUUCUCUUUUUCUAAAACAAGCAAUAUGGUACCCCAGUGAAACUCAAGAACCUCAUCUCAUUCUGUUAACAUCUGACAACACCAUCAGAAUUUAUAGUCUUCGUGAUCAUUUAACACCAAUAAAAAUUAUUCCACUUUCUAACUCUGAAGAGGACACAUCAUUUUCCCAUAUUGGGAGUUCUUACAGAGCAUCUCUUGGAGAAACUGCAGUCGCAUGUGAUUUUGGUCCUUUAGUUGCAUUUUCUAAGGGUCAUGGAUUGCAUAAUAAAGAAGACACUGCAUAUCCUUUAUACAUACUCUAUGAGAAUGGAGAAACUUUCCUUAUUAACAUUAAUCUGCAAAAUGGAUGUGUUGGCAAGCUCCUGGGCCCACUUCCAAUGUACCCAGCUGCAGAGGAUAACUAUGGAUAUGAUGCUUGUGCAGUGCUUUGCUUACCCUGUGUACCUAGCAUCCUUGUCAUCGCCACUGAAUCUGGGCUUUUAUAUCACUGUGUGGUGCUAGAGGCAGAAGAAGAUGAUGAGCAGACAUCUAACAAGUCCUGGACCAGCCCAGAUACUGACCUUGUUCCUUCCCUGUAUGUUUGUGAGUGUGUCGAGCUGGAGUUAGCACUUAAGAUAGCUGCUACAGAAGAUGAAGGACACGUGGAUACUGACUUCUCAUGUCCCAUUAAACUACACAGAGACCCAGUCUGUCCCUCAAGAUAUCAUUGCACACACAUGGCAGGUGUUCACAGUGUUGGCCUGACCUGGUUCGAAAAGUUGGGAACCUUUCUUGCAGCAAGUGAGGAAGACAAAGAUAGUUUGCAUGAGCUAGCAACAGAACAGAAAUGUCUUGUGGAACAUAUUCUGUGUACCAAGCCUCUACCAUGCAGCCUUCCUGCUCCUAUUCAGGGAUUUUGGAUUAUUUCUGAUCUUGCUCUUGGAACAGCUAUGAUAUGUGUUACUAGUGAAUAUCAAUGCAUCACUCGGCCUUUGCAAACAGCUAUCAGUCAACCUUCACCAUUGCUUCUGUGCUCCCAGGAUGACCAAAGCGUUUCAGAGACGUUGCCACGUGUCCUGGCAGACGUGAAAGGAUCCUUUGAAAGCCAUAUCAGAGGCAUUCUGAGCCGCAACUCUGGAAACCCCUUGUUGCUGAAUGCAUCAAAUAAAGAUUCCUCUCCCCCACCUGAAGAAUGCCUGCAGUUGCUGAGUAGGGCAAUCCAAGUGUUUCGAGAAGAAUAUGCCCUCAAAGAGGACCUGGCAAGGGAAGAGAUUCAAAGACGAGUGAAGUUACUGAUGUUCCAGAAAGAAAAACAGAUGGAAGAUUUGCAGCACUGUAAGGAAGAACGAAAAUAUCUUAAAGAGACCGCUGAACGUCUUGCUGAAAAAUAUGAAGAGGCUAAAGACAAACAAGAAGCUCUAAUCGACAGGAUGAAAGCUGUGCUGCGCAAUUUCUAUACACAGCUCUGCAUUUUAUCAGACAGCGAAAGAGACAUGAAAAAAGAGCUACAGAUGACGUCUGAACAGCUUCAUCACCUAGGAAAUGCAAUAAAACAGAUAAAAAUGAAAACUGCUUACCAAGAGAAGCAGGUGGAAAAGGAAAAAAGUCCAAGUGUGUCUAACCUGACGCUUAAUAACUACCAGAAAAAGACUAUCCAGACUGUAUUAAAAGAAGAGGGUGAACAUAUUCAAGAAAUGGUAAAACAAAUAAACAGUAUCCGAAGCCACGUGAACUUUUAACUCCUAAGGAGGUUAAAAACUUUCUGUUUAAGGGAAAGGCUUUUCAUUUAUUUUGAAGACUGUACAUAUGGGACAAGCGGAUCUAAGCUCUCUGGAUUGUACACUUGGCCACAGAAUGUUCAUCUUUGUACUUACUGAUUGGAGUUUCCUGAAUGGAUUUAUUCCUCUUUUAUUAUUGGGACUGUAUAGAAUGCAAAAAUGUUUUUUUUUUUUUUUUUUUUUUUCACAUUUGAAAUACAUAAAUUUUCCAAUGUUCUUGUCUGAGUUCACAUUUUUUUAAUGUUCUGUAUGAAUCCUGCACAAAAAUGUAUGUUACCAAAGAAACUAUGUAGCUAAAAUUUCCAAAUCAACUUUUCCCUGCAAAGAAGACAUGAAUAUUCACCACUUCAGCUGCCCACACUGGAGGAAUGAAAACAUCUGCCAUCAAAAUGGCUUACAGAGUCUUAUACUUUCUUGUUUUCUGUGAUUCAAGCUGUCAGACCCUACUUCACUACAGUACACAGUAGGAAUAUGAAAGCUGGCAGGUUGAAUCAAGGAGUGCAUUAGAAGAACAGAAGUCCAACAUUACUGAAGUGUGGAUCGUCAGUUUCUGUAUGCUAUUAAUAGAUCAGCAGUAGGAGAGGCUAUCUCAUGUUGACUUUGCAGGAACAGUAGCUUUGGAACAUUUAUUUAAAUCUCAUAAUUCUAGGGCGGAGAACCGGCAGGCAGUAUUUUUUUUUUUUU
Messenger RNA from Rana temporaria (common frog), 3200 nucleotides. RefSeq names its product nucleoporin 88 (gene NUP88). Gene Ontology annotation, molecular function: structural constituent of nuclear pore. NCBI's taxonomy places the organism in Eukaryota, Metazoa, Chordata, Amphibia, Anura, Ranidae. Bases 267 to 2477 code for a protein of 736 amino acids. Gene Ontology annotation, biological process: ribosomal large subunit export from nucleus; mRNA export from nucleus; ribosomal small subunit export from nucleus. Gene Ontology annotation, cellular component: nuclear pore. The transcript has 17 exons. The record is from RefSeq and is a predicted model, not a curated record.